Molecule: messenger RNA, 922 nt
Organism: Mustela lutreola (European mink)
Lineage: Eukaryota; Metazoa; Chordata; Mammalia; Carnivora; Mustelidae
Gene: SYCE2
Product: synaptonemal complex central element protein 2
Exons: 5
Coding region: 64-774 (236 amino acids)
Biological process (GO): synaptonemal complex assembly
Cellular component (GO): central element
Source: RefSeq, a predicted model, not a curated record
UGACAGACGGGACUGUGUGACCGACACGCUGACAGCCCGGGCCAGAAGGACAGACUCCCACGCAUGGCGCGUGGCAGGAGCAGGGUAGAGAAAGGCUCAGAUAUCCACGCGCCGCACCCCUUUCUUGUCUUCUUUUUCUCCUACCUCUUCUCCUUCCUCGGAGGACUCGAGCCGACGCACACACCACGCUGGCUGUGCUCACAGGUGGACAUGCCCCACGUAGAAUGCAAGGACCAGGAUCCACAGGAUCUCCCCGCGCUGGGGGAGAGCAAGGAGCGGCAGCAGGGCGAGGAGAGCCGCGAAGACGAAGCCGGUCGGGGGUCAGCUAGAAGUCAGGUUUCUAGCCCCUCUAUCGCCACCUCCAGUGCCAACCGCCAGCUGAUGAUGCUAGAAGGGAAGUCAGGAUCCUACUUUUCUUCUCUGGACUCAAGCAUCGACAUCCUGAAGAAGAGGGCCCAGGAGCUGAUUGAAAACAUCAACGAGAGCAGACAGAAGGACCACGCACUCAUGACCAACUUCAGGGACAGCCUCAAGAUCAAGGUUUCAGACCUGACAGAGAAGCUCGAGGAGAGGAUGUAUCAGAUUUAUAAUCACCACAACAAGAUCAUUCAGGACAAGCUCCAAGAGUUCACCCAGAAAAUGGCAAAGAUCAGCCAUUUGGAAACAGAGCUCAAACAAGUGUGCCACACCGUGGAGACAGUGUACAAGGACCUGUGCAUCCAGCCUGAGGCUACUACUUCGGAAGAACAGGCCCACAAAGAUGGCGAAUUCUGAGAGCUACUGGGAGCAUCCCCUCUUGGUGACAGCCACCAAGAGAAGGCUGAGGCCACCACUGGCACCAUGCUGAAAAUUUUUUUUUCACAGUUCUGCAAUGCAUCUUGGCAAAAAUAAAAAAAAUUAAAAAAUUUAAAAAAAAAACAAC